AUGCAAGUAAAUAAGAUAACUAACGAUGGAGUGUGGUGGAUCCCUGCUAUGGAGAUUCUUCCUAGUGCAACCCGGAGCCGCUACAUGGCUCCUAAUGCCAUGUCGCAACCAUCGCAGCCCUCAUCAGCCGGAAGAGCUUCCGGCAAGCAGGCGGUUCCGUUCAAGCCGGAUCUGACGAAGCCGUUGGUGUUCCAGGUGGGGUAUCUGGGGGAGCACUAUGACGACUGGGUGCACCAACCCAUCAUCAGCAGAACGGGACCGCGCCUCUUCGGGCCGGACUGGAUGGAGUUCUUCACGCAGACGCACUGGUGGAUGAUCCCGCUCGUCUGGCUUCCCGUCAUCGCCUUCGCCGAGUACCGCGCCGCGCUCGCCGGCACGCCCAAGGUUCUCGUCGCGCCGUUUUUCGCGCUGGGGCUGGUGGUGUGGACGCUGAUGGAGUAUAGUCUACACCGCUUCUUAUUCCACUACCGCACGACGGGGUAUUGGACCAACACGCUGCACUACCUGCUGCACGGCUGCCACCACAAGCACCCGCAGGACCGCUUUCGCCUCGUCAUGCCGCCUGUGCUCUUCGCGACGCUGUCCACCGUGGUGGCGAUACCGUUCUUCGUGGUGUUCCCGGGGUUCCUGGUGUGGCCCGUGUACGCGGGAGCCAUCUUCGGGUACAUUUGCUACGACAUGACGCACUACUUCGUGCACUUCGGCGUGCCGCUCGAGCUCGAGUGGAUCCGCUUCCUGCGGCGCUACCACAUGGCGCACCACUUCAAGGAGUACAACGCGGGAUUCGGCAUCACCAACUCCUUCUGGGACAAGGUCUUCGGCACCUACCCCGCCGACGACCCCAAGAAGGCGGACGCGGCCAGCAAGGCGGACGCGGCGGGCAAGGCAAUGUAG
Messenger RNA from Closterium sp. NIES-65, 894 nucleotides. The record is from the annotation of a GenBank genome assembly. Lineage: Eukaryota; Viridiplantae; Streptophyta; Zygnematophyceae; Desmidiales; Closteriaceae.